UGUUUCCUGAAAAUGCUCUUUUAUAAGAAUGCGAACCGCCAAUAAGCUCAAAGAAGAAGAAGAUGUUUCCUGAGGUUCCGCAAAUCCAUCGCAACCACUCCUGAAGAGUAAAACCCCGCGAAAAUAAAUGUCUUUCUCUGUCGCCAUAUACUUUAAGUCAUUGGUUCUCUAGUUUGUAUUUGUAUGGUUCGGCUGGGGAACUCGAGAAGUGGUGUUUUUAAGAGGAUUUGAGCCGCAUGUGUGAACCGCAAGUCAUUAACACGUGCCUUUGAGAAUUAAAGACAAAAACUACAGCGAUGACGUCCGAGAAACCGCCGUUGCCUGUGGACAGCCAGCGGGACGAGACUGAAGCGGGUUUAGGGGUCGAGCAGGAGGUCGCGCUGGAAGCGGCCCGAGAUGGCUGGGACAGUAAGGUGGAAUACUUCCUGGCUCAGGUGGGAUUCAGUGUGGGAUUGGGAAACGUUUGGAGGUUCCCGUACCUCUGCCACCAGAAUGGAGGAGGAGCGUUCAUCUUGCUGUAUGUGCUGUUGAUGGUGCUGGUUGGUGUGCCGUUGUUUUUUAUGGAGCUGGCGGCGGGUCAGAGCAUCAGACAGGGCAGCAUCGGCGUCUGGAGGCACAUUUCUCCGAAGCUUGUUGGCAUUGGCUACUCCAGCUGUGUGGUGUGUUUCUUUGUAGCUCUGUAUUAUAACGUCAUCAUUGGUUGGAGUAUUUUUUACUUGGGAAGUUCUUUCCAGUAUCCUCUACCAUGGGAAAACUGUCCGACAGAAGGGAACAGCACCGUGAAGGAAUGUGCCGCCAGCUCUCCCACAGCAUAUUUCUGGUACCGUAAAGCUCUGGAUAUCACCGAUUCCAUUGACGAAACCGGAGAGUUCAACCCCAUCAUCACUGGAUGUCUGCUGGCCGCUUGGGUCAUCGUUUGUCUGGCCAUGUACAAGGGCAUCAAAUCGACUGGCAAGGUGAUGUAUUUCUCCUCCGUGUUUCCGUACGUUGUGCUGCUGUGUUUCCUGAUCAGAGGCGUGACGCUGGACGGGGCGUCCGAGGGCAUUAAAUUCAUGUUUUACCCCAGGGGUGUGGAGGGAACUGGUUUAGCGUUCAUAGCGUUCACUGAAGCCAUGACGCUGUUUCCUGGGAGUCCGUUCUGGUCGGCGCUGUUCUUCCUCAUGCUGCUCAGUCUGGGUUUGUCCACCAUGUUUGGCACCAUGGCUGGAAUACUGACCCCGCUGAUGGACACGUUUAAGACCCUGCGUAACCACAAAUUCCUCUUUACAGCAUGCAGCUGUGUGGUGGGCUUUCUGAUCGGUCUCACGUUCACUCAGCGCUGUGGAAACUACUUUGUGACUAUGUUUGAUGACUAUUCUGCCACACUUCCCCUCAUCAUCGUCGUCAUCUUUCAGACCUUGAGCGUGGCCUGGGUUUAUGGAGCGGACAGGUUUUUGGAGGACCUGAAGCGGAUGUUGGAUCGGCCGGUUCCUGUGGUGUACAAGUACCUGUGGAAAUAUGUGUGUCCGGCUGCUAUGCUGGGGCUCUUAGGUGCCAGUCUGCUAAAGAUGAUCUUGGAGCGUCCCACAUACACCGCCUGGAACAGAGAAAAGGCGUCUAAGGAAAAUCUGCCUUAUCCUGGCUGGGCUCUUGCUGUCCUGAGCACGCUCAUCAUUGUCGCAUUUCUUCCUGUUCCUAUCGGAUUCAUACAUUCCCUCCUCCUGGAACGGCUCGGCCAGUCGCCGGCAGACACUGAGGCGGGAUACGUGCCAUGUGCCACCACAGACAUAGACCUGACCCCUCUCAGCACGUUACCACCUUCAGGAGAUGACCCCAAUUCAUUUUCCCCUUUGCUUUAUGAAAACCAUGACUCUCGUUUGCCGAACGGCCACAUUGAACACUUCGAAUCAAGUAGUGUGUUAUGAGAAGAAACUACGUUAGAGUUUACAAACAUCUCAGAAGGAUCUAUUUAAAUCAAGACCAUUUUAUUAUUGUACUUUGCUGUUGGGAACAAUCAUUUCUGUCUGUGCAUACGGGCACAAAAAUAAUUUUGGGUGUUCAUCGCAAAAAAGAAAAUUGUCAUCAAUUUCACUCAAAACAUCACAGAUGAUCUUGUGGAGUUAUUUAACCGUUUGUACAGGCUGCUCUUUUCCUUUUAAUGGUAGUUGAAAUCUGUUGAGCCCUGAAAUUAAUUUUGCAUUAUAUUCCAAGCCUUUGUGAAAGUCUUGGCUUCUCAAAUCUCAGUUUUACAUCUCCGUUUAAACCUGUUACAUGUGAAAACUCUUUAUAUGCGGCUGAUGACAGUUUCCUUUUUCCAGUGAACUGUGGCUUUAAGUACAGCAUAAUAAUGGUACCGCUGAGCCGUACCUGCAUUUGGUGGGUCCAGGUGAACGCUGAACAACAAAGCAACACUAUAGUUACCCGUUACAACGGUCGAAUCAUUUGGUAACUGAUGGCUCUGCUGCUUUAGUUAUCUGACGAGGUUAUUUUUUGCAUAAAGGUGUUGAUGGGUUUGACUCAUCGGUGUUACGCCUGUUUCACACUGCAAGCGUGAGCUUCGCGUCAGUGUAACUACAGCAUCACUGCAGACUCGCCAGCGGAUUCACACUGGAAGCGUUCGUACAGCGUCACAGCAGCGGCUCCAAAGCUACACAUUUCUUCACAAAGACAACUAAAUUUGUUUUUAGAGGUUGGUCAGUUAAAACUUGAAAGUUUUGAAAUUUUAUCGUGGGGAUUCGCAUGUAAAUGGUAAACAACAAAAACGGCUCCGAUCAUGUCGUUUCAAUCAUACUUCGAAAUAGAACGUGCUGUUUAAUGUUUUUUUUAGAUAUUACACCAUACUUUAACCCAACCUGAAUAAUUAAAAACAAGUUUAAAUGGGUAAAUCUUCUUAAUUUUCUUUUGACAUACUACAAUUCUUGUUAAAACACACUAGAUAUACUUAUUAUGUGCUUUUUUUUUUUUUAACACUAUAUGUGAAAUCAUAUUUAUUUUGUUCACUUGAAUUGAGCGUGAGCUGCUCCCCUGACGCUCCUGCUCCCAGUGUGAAUGCACUCAUUUGUUAACAUGCACGCCCAGAAAAUAUGCACUGCUCACGCUUGCGGUGUGAAACCGGCCUUAUUUGAACUCUACAAUUCUACAAGGUCAUUAAUAAUGAGUUUUCUGACUUCUAUAGCAUCAGAGGGUUAAUGUUGGUCCAUUCUGAUGUGUUCUGUGUUUAGUGUCAUUAUUUAAGUGAGUGUAAAGUGGUACAUUGUGUGUUCAAAAGACCAUUUGAAUAAUUAAAUCGCUCAUAACUGAGACCUGGACAAAUCCAGAGUCUUACAACAUGGAAAACUGUGUGCUUUUCCAAGCAGAAAUGUGUCGCUCAUAUUUCAUCUUAAUGGUCUUAAAAAUAGACUUAUUUGUUUUUGCAAAAUAUGACUGACAUUUCUUUGUGAGGAAAAAAUGCUAUUGGAAUUUUAAAACAUUUUAUUUAUUUUUGUAACCUUCUGUUUUCUUUUUUUUUUUUUUUUUAAGCACUAACUACAGCCAUCAUAAAACUUUCAAAUUUGCUUCCAGUCAUAGUUUGUAUGUGACGUGAUUUUCUUAUGAAGUAUUUAAUACAGCAUUUUCGGAACAAUUUUAUAGAUUUUUCUGUUAAUUUUAUAUUGUACAGAAAUAUUAGUUGUUUUUAUUUGUAAAAUAUCCCCUCUUUUUAUUUUUCCAAACACUGUCUCGGACAUGUUUCUAAAAGCGAACAUCUGACCAGCAGGCCAGACAUUUUAUGACUUAUAGUCAUUGUGAAGUAACGUUAUCUUUGCCUCUCACAGGGGUUUGAUGAGUCUUCUGUGUUUGUUCAGUAGAUUGAACUCUCUGUAAGUAGUUUGUUCUGGUCAGAAAUAUGUAUAUAUAUGAUGAAAUGGUGUUAUUUAAUUCUAUUCCUCAUGUAGUAUACUUGAGAAAUCUCUUAUCUUAAUUUUAUUGUCUUGCUACAGUAUGGUUUCAGUAUUUCCUCCUUUUGCUUUGUCAAAGUCAGAAACUUGAUUCUAAAGUCUUCGGUUUGUGUGAAUGCUUGUUUGAUGCUCAUGCUGUGCGGACCGGACAAACAGACAUUUUGUACAGUUUGCCUCAUGAUGAUCUUGUUUCUGUAUAAAUUGUUAUUUGACUUGACUUGUGACUUUUGUUUUCUUUUUCUGUAUAAAGGUAAAUCUCUUGU
Molecule: messenger RNA, 4177 nt
Organism: Sinocyclocheilus rhinocerous
Lineage: Eukaryota; Metazoa; Chordata; Actinopteri; Cypriniformes; Cyprinidae
Product: sodium-dependent neutral amino acid transporter B(0)AT2-like
Exons: 10
Coding region: 297-1904 (535 amino acids)
Biological process (GO): sodium ion transmembrane transport; amino acid transport; nitrogen compound transport
Cellular component (GO): plasma membrane
Source: RefSeq, a predicted model, not a curated record